CACGGGAGGAAAAGAAGAGAGGAGAACAUUUAUUUUACGCCAAGAGUCCGACAAACAGUGCAGAAUCGGGACUGGCCACUUUUUUUUUCUUUGGAGGGUAAGGGGAGUGGGGGGGGGGGGGAUUCUCACAUGAGGCAAUCCGGAUCCGUUUUGUACAGCGCAGCGCGCACUGCCACGUCUUUUCAAUGGAUUUCUUUACAGUGGAAGUACCGUGGGAAUCAAACUACUGAUAAGUUGCUUUUAGCCGGCGAGUUUCUGUCCAACGAGGGUUCGUGUUUGAUAAGAAGAGCAAGACGAUGAUCCUCCAAGUGCUCUACGUCCUUCUGCCUCUUUUGGAUGUGUUGUCACACGCGGAGGAGAGCGCGCGUGCCGGCGCCCCGCGGCUGGACUGCGUGAGGGCCAACGAGCAGUGCCUGAAGGAGCAGGCGUGCAGCACCAAGUACCGCACGACGAGGCAGUGCGUGGCCGGCGGCCAGGAGAGCAACUUCAGCAUGGUGGCCGGCCAGGAGGCCAGGGACGAGUGCCGGAGCGCCAUGGACGCGCUGAAGCAGAGCCCGCUGUACCACUGCCGGUGUAAAAGGGGCAUGAAGAAGGAGAAGAACUGCCUGCGCGUCUACUGGGGGAUCUAUCAGACGUUACAAGGUAACGACUUCUUGGAGGAUUCUCCGUACGUACCCAUGAACAGCCGCCUGUCCGACAUCUUUCGCCUGGCUCCCAUCAUAGUUGCAGAUGUUUACGAGCCACCGAUCCCUGCAGGAGGAAACGGAGAGCUGUAUUCUGAGAUCCAAGUGGACUUUGAAUUACCGGCCCGCCGCUUUGGCGCCGUGCUGCUGGAGAACCACAGCGGCGUAGGAGAUGAAUGA
Molecule: messenger RNA, 863 nt
Organism: Pungitius pungitius (ninespine stickleback)
Lineage: Eukaryota; Metazoa; Chordata; Actinopteri; Perciformes; Gasterosteidae
Gene: gfra1a
Product: gdnf family receptor alpha 1a
Exons: 4
Coding region: 297-863 (188 amino acids)
Biological process (GO): nervous system development
Cellular component (GO): external side of plasma membrane; signaling receptor complex
Molecular function (GO): signaling receptor activity
Source: RefSeq, a predicted model, not a curated record